Molecule: messenger RNA, 3685 nt
Organism: Xyrauchen texanus (razorback sucker)
Lineage: Eukaryota; Metazoa; Chordata; Actinopteri; Cypriniformes; Catostomidae
Gene: slc35b4
Product: solute carrier family 35 member B4
Exons: 10
Coding region: 462-1457 (331 amino acids)
Biological process (GO): transmembrane transport
Cellular component (GO): endoplasmic reticulum membrane; Golgi membrane
Molecular function (GO): UDP-xylose transmembrane transporter activity; UDP-N-acetylglucosamine transmembrane transporter activity
Source: RefSeq, a predicted model, not a curated record
GUUGUCAGAUUAUAUUUGGUAUUUUAACUAUGUUCUUUGUUCGUAAUUUUGACCAACCGUUUUGGAGAUUUCGGUAUUUCCCCAUUCAAAUAGAUAUGAGCUGUUCUGUUAUGCCACAUUGAAAUCAGCUGCCGGGACAGUUCCAAAAAUGGUUACCGAUUGAACUGACUUGCCUUGAAUGAGACUUUGAUCUAGCCCCCGACUAGCGCGCUGCUGGGGGAUGUUGUUUUUAGUUCUUUCAGUUUCCAUUCUGGUUUGGAGAUAAAAAACUACAAACACCAGAAGCCGCAGCGGCGCAAGCAGGAAAACAAGUCUGCCGGUGGACGUGUGUAUUAUUGAGGAGUCUCACUAGUAGUGCAGGAGCAUUACCACAUUUAUAUAUUAUUCACAAUGUCAACAUCUGGAUACUUUAAAGCAUAAAUAAGUAUUGCGUUUGCGUUUGCGUUUUUCAGCCUGUAAAAAUGAAUACGCUCUUUGCGAUCACUUUGGUGUUCGUUGGGUGCUGUAGCAAUGUUGUUUUUUUGGAAUUUUUGGUGCGGGAUUUCCCUGGAUGUGGAAACAUUGUCACAGUCGCCCAGUUUGCCCUCAUUGCAUUGGAGGGAUUCAUAUUUGAGACCAACUUCGGACGCAAAAAGCCACAGAUUCCCAUGAGGAAUUAUGUGAUCAUGGUGACCAUGUUCUUUACCAUCAGCGUGAUCAACAACUACGCUCUCAAUUUUAACAUUGCAAUGCCCCUGCAUAUGAUCUUCAGAUCCGGAUCUCUCAUUGCUAACAUGAUACUCGGUAUUAUCAUCUUGAAGAAAAGAUAUUCCAAGAGUAAAUAUCUCUCCAUUGUGCUGGUGUCUAUGGGCAUUUUCAUCUGCACUAUCAUGUCGGCCAAGCAAGUGAACGUUGAGAAGGGCGCCACAGAGGAAGAGGGAGUUCAUGCCUUCCUGCAUUGGCUUCUUGGUAUCGGGAUGCUUACUUUUGCAUUGCUGAUGUCUGCUAGAAUGGGUAUUUUCCAAGAAACUCUGUACAAACAGUAUGGCAAACACUCCAAGGAAGCUUUAUUUUACAAUCACUGUCUGCCGUUACCUGGGUUCCUCCUGCUGUCGACCGACAUCUACAAACACGCCGUGCUCUUCAGUCAGAGCGCUCCGGUGGAAAUCCCUGUGAUUGGUCAGUCCAUGCCAGUCAUGUGGUUUUACCUGCUGAUGAACGUCAUCACCCAGUACGUUUGUAUUCGUGGUGUGUUCAUUCUGACGACGGAGUGCGCGUCACUCACGGUUACGCUGGUGGUGACGUUACGCAAAUUCCUGAGUCUCAUUAUCUCCAUCCUGUACUUCCGGAACCCGUUCACGGCCUGGCACUGGGUGGGCACAGCUGUGGUGUUCCUGGGAACAUUGCUGUACACGGAGGUGUUGUCCAACAUUCUCACUGCAAUCAAAGGAGAGAAAGCAGAAAAGAAGGCAGAGUGAACUGUAUAGGAAGACCAGUGUAAUACCUCCUUAACCCCUGUGUGUGUGUUUGUGUGUGUGUGUGUGUGUGUGUGUGUGUGUGUGUGUGUGUGUGUGUGUGUGUGUGUGUGUGUGUGUGUGUGUGUGUGUGUGUGUGUGUGUGUGUGUGUGUGUGUGUGUGUGUGUGUGUGUGUGUGUGUGUGUGGUAUCACGUUUCAUUUGUAAGUUCUUGCAUGCAUCAGGAAGCUCUUAAAGGAACAGUUCACCCAAAAAUGUCAUCAUUUACCCACCCUCAUGUCAUUCCAAACCUGAAUGACUUUCUUUUGUUGAGCACAAAAGGGUGUCUUGAAAGCAGUCCAUACAUCUUGCGCACUAUAUUGCGAAGCUUCUGAAGUCAUACAAUGCCGUUGUCAUACGUAAUCGACACGUUCAUGGAGAGAAGUAGCGAUAUAUCCUGUUUGUGAUCCAAUGAUCCUUUACGGGAUCUUUUUAGUGAAUUGGUUGAUCCAGUUCACAACUGAGUGAUUCAUUUAUGAAUCGAACUGAUCCGGUUCUCGAGUUCAACUCAUUGAUUCAGUGAUUCGGUCAGAGUGGUUAACAGCUCACCGUAGAGGAAGAUUUUCAGUGAAUAAUUUAUAUUUCAAGCACUGAGCAAUUGCUGUGCUAACCAUAGCAAAGUGCUUUAGCAUGCUAACAUUUACUGUCACUAGCUAGCAUAUCACUAAAAGUUUCAUUUGAGUUAUUUCGACAUGUUAAAUUUGAUUGGAUUCAGCUUUGUUCCCUCUACUUAAAGUAUUUACGUUGAAAUUACAUGGUCAUUUUCAUUGAAGAAAACUCAUUUCAACACGAUUGAAUCAAGUUCAGACGAAACGUUUUAUGUCCUUUUUCUCAGCCCCUCGUUUCAUUGUAACCACAUGAAAAAGAGCGACUCGUAGGAAUCUUCCAAAGUCCUUCUGUUGUGUUCCAUAGAAGAAAGUCAUACAGGUUUGGAACAACAUGAGGGUGAGGAAAUGAUGACAUCGUUUAUUUUUUGGGUGAACUAUUGCUUUAACAGUUUUGAGCCAACUUAAUGAGCUGUUUUUGAGCCAUGCUUAAGUUUGUUUUAUUGUGUGUUGGUCAGUGUUUUCUUUCUCUGUACGCACAAUCCAUGACAUGUUUUAAGUGCCAAGUUUGAUUUUUGUUGCGGUACAAACCCUCUUGUGGUCCCUGGAACCAUUUUUACAUCAAGAAGGUCUACCUAGUUCUAGUUUAUCAUGUCAAGAUAACAGAUAAAAUGAUAAAAGUUGUAAUCAGAUUUGACACUUGGAGCUACUGUACGGGAUUUAUUAACAUGAUUGUUUAUGUUCCAUGAAAGUUAUUGUUAUUUCAUUUAAGCACAGCCGGUUUCAUUGGUGUGGAUCUACUUUUUACAAAUGUCUUUAUUCAGUUGUAAAAUGAAAGUAAAUAUGACUUUUAUGUAAGCAUAUUUUUAGAACUGUAUUUCAUGAGUCUGUCGGGGACUUUUGGGGUAAACAAAAGCAAUAUUGUAGAAAAAUAGACUGCCAAUACUAUUGAAAAUAUCCACAGAUAUUAUGUUUAUAUGGUUGGGGUUUGUUGCGUAAGGAUAAUUUAAACAAGGAUGAGAUUUUUUUAACAUUACACAAACUGAAGACAAUCUUCAAUAUGAAUUAUCUUGUGUUUUGUAUUCAGUGGUGUAGUCAAGGGUGGGCCGGGGUGGACCUGGGACCUCUCAAAUUAGACCCAGGCCCUCCCAGAAUACUAGAGAUUAUUCUUUGACUUCAAAUAUAUAUUUUUAAAAAAUGCAUACUUUCUAAUUUCUGAAAGUGUGAAAGAACUGUUUGAAUGUGCCACUUCUCUGUUGUUAAGGAAAAUUUGGUUAAAAAACAAUUGGGUGUAAACUUGGCCCAUCCAUUUUUAUUGAGGCCCACCCAAAGGUACAAAAAUUCACUAUGCUAACCAAAGUUUCAGCCAAAAUACCAUAGGUAUUAAAAGUCUUGUUUCUGCCUUAAUUAACAAGUUAAUGUAGAAUCUUAUUCAAAUAAUGUAAGGGUGCUUUCAGAAUAUUUGGCAUUUUGUUUAGUGCAUUUUUGCAUUGAUUCUAAUGGUGGCUAAUGGCCUACUAAACUCAGAAACACUGGAAUAAAUAUGGGAUUUAUGACAGAAACUUUGUGUUUAUAUGGUAUUUUUUUGUACAUAAUUACGGCUAAAGAGAAACACAAAGCUGCAAAAAUAAAGAGACGAGAGAAAGA